Messenger RNA from Acanthosepion pharaonis, 2742 nucleotides. NCBI's taxonomy places the organism in Eukaryota, Metazoa, Mollusca, Cephalopoda, Sepiida, Sepiidae. The record is from the annotation of a GenBank genome assembly.
AUGACAUCGCUGACAGAUUCACCCAGAAGGUCUUUGGGUCGAUAUACUGGAACUGUAGUCAGACCGCAGCCAUAUUGCGACAAAACUAUGAUGGAGAGUGUUGUUAAUUUCAUUUCGGAUGUUGUACCCCAGGCCUAUAGCAAUAAUCCAAGGACAGAUGACAAAGAAAAAGUCCAGUGGGUCCGAUUUGAGCAAACAGAUAUAAAUGAUUUUACACGGAACCCAGAUUUUGCACAUCUGGAUGUGAAAACUGGGCCUCUUCUCAUUGUGCUAGGUUAUACAAAUGGUAUCCAAAUAUGGAAUCUCACGCCCAAAGGAGAAGCACAAGAAUUAUUAUCACUAAGGCAAGGCCCUGUGCGAGCAAUGAAGAUACUGCCCACCCCAAUACCUGUAUUUGAAGAAACGGACAACUUUGCAAAUAAGCGACCACUGAUGGUAAUCUGUGAUUCUUCAAGUUCUGGCCAAUCUUACAGUUCUGCAAGACUUGUUUCCUUGAAGACUGGGGAAGAAGUCCAUAGUUUAUCGUUCAAGACUCUUCCUAUUCAAAGUGUGGAAUGCAAUACCAGGGUUGUUAUCACAGUUUUUGCAGAGAAGAUGGCUGUCUUUGAAGCUUGUCAAUUUCGGCAGUUGUUUUGGGUCACAAAUUGUUACCCUUGUCCUGGACCUAAUGUAAAUCCUGUUGUCCUUGGACCAAGAUGGUUGGCCUAUGCUGACAAAAGACUUGUUUCUGUACAUCAGUCUUGUGGAGGCAUGUCUGGGGAUGGAUCACAGUCUUAUGCGGCCACGGUCAUCAAUGCUGCUAAGAGCAUCACCAAAGGUUUGACAAUGUUUGGAGAAGCUAUGGUAAGCAGUGUGACUGGGAAAACUCCUACGCCGCAUAAUACCAAAAAGGCCGAUUCUAUGUUUGUUUUGGACAAUGGUCUGAGACCUGGAAUUGUGACUGUGAUUGACAUCCUUGGUGUUCGAGGUGACCACUUUUCAGUCUCUGAAGAUUCUGAUUGUGAUGGACUUUUGGCACAUUUCCAUGCCCACGCCAAUGAACCCGUGGCAGCCAUGGCUUUUGACCCAAGUGGCACCUUAUUGUUAACAGCUUGUAAAUUGGGACACAACUUCCAUGUGUUUCGUCUCAUGACUCAUCCCUGCGGUUCAUCACUGGGGGCUGUGCAUCAUCUGUACACCCUCCACAGGGGAGACACCACAGCAAAGGUGGUUGACAUGGCUUUUUCUCUUGACAGCCGUUGGGUUUCUGUCAGUACACACAGGGGAACGACACACGUCUUUCCCAUCACGAGUUAUGGAGGUCCCGUAAGCAUCCGUACACAUUGUAAUCCUCGAGUUGUGAACAGGAUGAGCCGAUUCCACAGAAGUGCUGGGCUUGAUGAGAUUGAACGCACUACCACUGGACGUCACAGUCCAGUUCUGUCAGGAAGCCCAAGUUCGACAGCAGGCAUCCAAGAGUUGUAUCCCACUUACACACGCCAAAAUGCCCUCACCAAUAAUUUUGGCAACCCACGUCUGCCACCAUACCCACACCCUAUACCAAUCUACCCCCUUGCUCAGGUCAAGCAGCCAACUGCUAGCCUGUCUGGUAUUACGACAACUGUCACUGGUGCUAGGAGCAUAAACCCUACAUCCCAGUCAGCAAUGGCAGUCACUGAUCAACCUGUGUCAGCCGUUGCUUGUUUUGCAAGUCCAAGAUGUUGUGUUGGAUUCACUCCUCCCAUUCCAAUUGAGAGACGAGAGGGCAAGAAACCAUUUGCUUCAUUAUAUAUUGUGGGUCAUGAAGGUCUUCUCACAGAAUAUGAUCUGGAACCAAGACCCAAAGCUGCCCCAACAGACAAAAUUUCAGAUGACACACCUCUGGAACUUGUUGUCACUGGACAGUGUCAGUGGCAUUUACAGCGGUCCAAGUCAUCUCCUGAAUUACUACCCCCACUGGCUAACAACAACCCUUUGAUUUUAGGUACAACGGCUGUGCUAACCCAGCAACCAACUCUUCAGACAGACUAUGUUGAGCCUUGCCAAGUCACGCGACAUGAUUCCAGAGAUAGUCUCUCGUCUGAACAUAGCAGUAAGGAAGAUACGGAUGAAAGAUGGUUGCCACAGGUGGAGAUGUUAACCCAUGCUGGCCCUCAUCGUCGGUUGUGGAUGGGCCCCCAGUUUUCUUUUAAGACCUACCAAAAUAGCCAAUGCACGACCGUGUUGUCUUCAAGUUCAUCUGCUCUUCUAUCGCAGAACCCAGAAUCACCAAUUUGCUCCUCGGAAAUAAGUGGGGAAGACAUCUAUGAUUUACAGAGCCUUGCAAUCCAACCUGCCCGAUCCAGUCCCAUGGCAAUGCCUAACACCAGACCUGCAUACAGAAGAUCUUCUGCUUCUGAGGGUAGCUUGUCUACUGCUCGAGGCACAACCUGUUCCCCUUUGCUCAUCGAAGUAGGUAGCUUUGAGCAGUCCCCCAACCUGAGUGAUGUUUAUGGCUAUUGGACAGAAUCCGAGCUGUCCCGUUUGCCUCGAGGGAACACUGAAAAUAAUGAAGAGGAGGACAGUCGUCUGCGGGAACAUAUUGCUGAUGCCAUGUUAGAGUCACCACACAGAGAUGGUGGUGGACCCACCAGUCUUAGAGACAGUGAUGUCUUUGAUACUGAUGUGGAAGACAUGACAGCUACAACUGCAGGCAUAGAGACCAAAUCUUCAUCCAUGACUGAUCGUGACAUGGACGGGCUUUGUUUGGCAGAACCAAUAUGA